Messenger RNA from Mycetomoellerius zeteki, 1281 nucleotides. It is a transcript of the gene Cluap1, whose product is annotated as clusterin associated protein 1. The transcript has 5 exons. Gene Ontology annotation, biological process: cilium assembly. The record is from RefSeq and is a predicted model, not a curated record. Lineage: Eukaryota; Metazoa; Arthropoda; Insecta; Hymenoptera; Formicidae. Bases 4 to 1281 code for a protein of 425 amino acids. Gene Ontology annotation, cellular component: microtubule organizing center; cilium; intraciliary transport particle B.
GAAAUGAUGAGAGUGCUAGGUUAUCCGAGGUUAAUUUCCCUUGCGAAUUUUCGCAUGCCGAAUUUUCCUCUGGUUGCGGAGAUUCUAGUUUGGCUGGUGAAACGAUUCGAUCCAGAUAUUGAUAUAUUUAGCGAUCACGAUACUGAGGAACAACGUGUAACAUUGAUACGUAGUGUCGCUGAAUUUAUGGCAUUGAAGACAAAUAUAAAAUUAAAUACGAAAAAACUAUAUCAAGCCGACGGUUAUGCAGUAAAAGAGAUGUUGAAGAUAGCCACGCUGUUGUAUGACGCACAGAACAGUAGCAAUACUGAGCAGAGUCAAUCGAGCAGUAAUCAGAACGCAGUAAAUUUCGACAUUUCCAAUAAAAUUAACGAGCUGAAAACAACUCGGCAGUUAGCGAGCCAAUUAACCAUCAAUGGAGCGGCCCUCUUCGACUUACUCGGCCGAGAAGUGGAACUUCGUGAGAUUCGCAAUACUAAAAUUGCGAGGCAAUUCGACACUUCCGAAAUAGAAGUAGCUCUAAAAGAUGUUAUCGAAAACACGCGCAAAGAGAUUAGUGAAACCAAGAAGCAAAUCGACAAUGUUAAAGAUACAGAACAAAACUUGGAUGCAAGAAUUGAGAGGCGGAAAACGGAACUGGAUCGAAAUCAAAAGAGACUUCAUACGUUGAAGAAAGUCCGUCCAGCAUUCAUGGAGGAGUUCGAGAAACUCGAAAUCGAGUUUAGAGCUUUGUAUGAUAAUUAUUUACAGAAAUUCCGGUAUCUUGCGUAUCUGGAACACUUAUAUGAAGAUGCGGCUAAAGUGGAACAGGAAAGAUUCGAAAGACGGCAAGCUGCAACGAAAAAACAAUUGGAACAACUGAGAGCUGAGGAUACGAAUUUCGAAAGUAUGAUGGAAGGGAACGAUUCUAUAUUUGCUACGAAUCUUCAAGAACCUCUAGUUACCCCCCUUACAAAUCCGGAAGCCACAGCGGCAGAAAAAUCUGGUCAAUCCAGCCACAUCAAAUCAACUACUGGAAGAGCGUCAAAGAUGCAAUAUACUCAGCGACGUAUUUACGGUAGCAUGUCUGGACGGCAAAGGGGUACGAUUCCUGAAAACGAUAGUGAUGGUUCACUGGAUAGCGAUAGUGAUUUAUUAAUUGACGGAGAUCUUGACGAUGAUGACGAUGAAGAUCUUUUAAAUUCCGUGGGUGCGACAAAUAUGGGCGACUAUGAUCUCAAAGCUGCUCAAGAAAAACGAGCCGUCAGUAAGAUAGAAAGGCAUUCGGAUGAUGACUUUUAA